AUGGCUGCACAACUGACGUCAGGCGGGCUCACAACGGAGCAGAUCGCGACCUUCCACAAGGAUGGGUACUUGAUCAUUCCCAACGCCCUACUCCCCACGACUGUGUCUGCUCUGCUGGGCGAGACGCAUUCGCUUCUCGACAACUUCGCGCUCGAGGACCAUCCAAUGACCCGUUUUUCGACGGGCCAGAAAUCCGAACACGUUGGAGACGAUUAUUUUCUCACUUCGGGUGAUAAAAUCCGCUUCUUUUUCGAAGAGGACGCCUUCGAUGCCCAAGGCAAUCUGACCAAACCCAAGUCUCGUGCCGUCAACAAGAUCGGGCACUACCUACACGGUCUUUCUCCGCCAUUCUCCGCCCUCACCAACCCCGCGGGCACCGAGCCUGCGAAGCCCGCUGCCAUCGCCCGGGAUCUGGGGUUUCACGACCCCCAGUGCUUGCAGAGCAUGGUGAUAUGCAAGCAGCCGGAGAUUGGAGGUGCCGUUCCGCCACAUCAAGACUCGACUUUCCUUUACACGAAUUCGCCUUCUGCUGUGGGCUUUUGGUACGCUCUGGAAGACGCUACCCUGGAAAAUGGGUGCUUGAGCUUCCUUCCCGGCUCACACAAGUGGGCGCCGAUUUCGCAGCGCCUUGUGAGGAAGGCGGGGAAUACAGGCACGGAAAUGGUGGAUAAUGAUGGGCCAAGGUUCCCGCCAGGCGAAGGAUACGGGGAAAGGGAGGGCUCAGAUGGGGAGUACGUGCCGGGCGAGGUAAAGGCUGGUACCUUGGUCCUUAUUCAUGGAAACCUCUUGCACAAGAGCGAGAGCAACACGAGUCAAAAAGGGCGCAUCAUCUACACUUUCCAUGUGAUUGAGGGCGAGGGAAGGGAGUAUGACUCGAGGAACUGGCUCCAGCCUCCGGCUAACGGGUUCACAAGGUUGUUUGCGGCCGGGGGCUUGAGGCUCUGCCGGGCUUCGUCUGGGUAG
Parascedosporium putredinis is the source of this 963-nucleotide messenger RNA. The record is from the annotation of a GenBank genome assembly. NCBI's taxonomy places the organism in Eukaryota, Fungi, Ascomycota, Sordariomycetes, Microascales, Microascaceae.